Echinops telfairi (small Madagascar hedgehog) is the source of this 4721-nucleotide messenger RNA. RefSeq names its product mitochondrial tRNA translation optimization 1 (gene MTO1). Gene Ontology annotation, biological process: tRNA wobble uridine modification; tRNA methylation. The transcript is spliced from 12 exons. The coding region runs from base 95 to 2170 and encodes 691 amino acids. Lineage: Eukaryota; Metazoa; Chordata; Mammalia; Afrosoricida; Tenrecidae. Gene Ontology annotation, molecular function: flavin adenine dinucleotide binding. Gene Ontology annotation, cellular component: cytosol. The record is from RefSeq and is a predicted model, not a curated record.
CUGCGCCCCGCGCGCUCUGACGGCCUUCUCGCCCAAGGUCUGGCGCUUCUGUCGUGCCGGGAUCGGGCUCUCGCCGCCUCAGAUCUCCUCCACUAUGUUUUCCCUCCGACUCUGUGGUCGCCGGGUCGUGGGCUCCUUCGCCAAACCGCGCCUUUCGUUGGCUCGGCUCAGCGGAGGCAGCGGGGCGCCCAGGUCUCCGCACUUUGAUGUCGUUGUCAUCGGCGGAGGACACGCCGGGAGCGAGGCCGCCGCCGCUGCCGCGCGGUGUGGCUCCCGGACCCUGCUCCUCACGCACCGCGUGGACACCAUCGGUCAAAUGUCCUGUAAUCCUUCUUUUGGGGGCAUUGGAAAGGGGCAUUUAAUGAGGGAAGUUGAUGCCUUGGAUGGCCUCUGUUCUCGAAUCUGUGACCAGUCUGGUGUACACUACAAAGUAUUAAACCGGCGCAAGGGACCAGCUGUGUGGGGUCUAAGAGCUCAAAUUGAUAGGACACUGUAUAAACAGAACAUGCAGAAAGAAAUCCUGAAUACUCCACUGCUUACGAUUCAGGAGGGAGCUGUAGAAGAUCUUAUUCUUGUGGAACCAGAGCCUGGACACACAGGGAAAUGCCGUGUAAAUGGCGUUGUUUUGGCGGAUGGAAGCACGGUAUAUGCUGAGAGUGUGAUUCUGACGACUGGCACAUUUCUGAGAGGCAUGAUCAUUAUUGGAUUGGAAAGGACUCCGGCAGGACGGUUAGGAGACCAGCCUUCCAUAGGAUUGGCUCAAACCCUGGAGAAGUUGGGGUUUGUCGUAGGGAGAUUAAAGACUGGGACUCCACCCCGAAUUGCCAAAGAUUCCAUUAAUUUCGGCAUUCUGAACAAGCAGAUGCCAGACAACCCAUCCGUGCCUUUCAGCUUUCUCCAUGAGACAGUGUGGAUUAAGCCGGAAGAUCAGCUGCCAUGUUACCUGACUCACACCAAUGCUAAAGUGGAUGAGAUCGUCCUGGAGAAUCUUCACCUGAAUAGUCACAUUAGGGAAACUGCCAGAGGACCCCGAUACUGUCCUUCCAUUGAAUCAAAGGUUUUGCGUUUUCCAAACCGCGUGCAUCAGGUUUGGUUGGAGCCUGAAGGAAUGGAUUGCGACCUUAUCUACCCCCAAGGUUUAUCUGUAACACUACCAGUGGAGUUACAGGAGAAAAUGAUCACAUGCAUCAGAGGUUUGGAGAAAGCAAGGAUGGUUCAUCCAGGCUACGGUGUUCAGUACGAUUACUUUGACCCCCGGCAGAUCACUCCUUCCCUUGAGACUCAUUUGGUUCAACGCCUUUUUUUUGCUGGACAGAUAAAUGGCACCACUGGUUACGAGGAAGCUGCAGCUCAAGGUGUGAUAGCUGGAAUCAACGCUAGUCUUCGGGUCAGCCGCAAACCUCCCUUUGUCAUUAGCCGAACAGAAGGCUACAUAGGCGUAUUGAUCGAUGACCUCACCACCUUGGGCACCAAUGAGCCCUACCGCAUGUUUACCAGCCGGGUGGAGUUCCGGUUGUCUCUGCGCCCUGAUAACGCCGACAGCCGACUCACAUUACGAGGGUAUAAGGAAGCUGGCUGUGUGUCCCAACAGCGAUAUGAGAGGGCUUCUUGGAUGAAGUCGUUGUUAGAGGAAGGCAUUUCUGUGCUGAAAUCUAUUGAGUGUUCUAGUCCCAAAUGGAAAAAAUUAAUCCCAAGUGCUUCUAUGAGUGUUGAUAAAAGUCUGCCUCUUAGAGCUCUAGAUGUUUUGAAAUAUGAGGAAGUUGAUAUGGAGUUACUGGCGCAGGCUGUUCCAGAGCCCUUGAAGAAGUACACCGAAUGUAGAGAACUAGCCGAAAGACUGAAAAUAGAAGCCAUUUAUGAGUCAGCAUUGUUCCAUCAGCAACAAGAAAUAGAAGAAGUUCAGCGAGAUGAAGCUCUUCAGCUACCAAAAGAUUUAGAUUACUUGACGCUCAAGGAUAUAUCUUUAUCGGAUGAAGCUAGAGAGAAACUGCAUUUCAGUCGGCCACAGACGAUUGGGGCUGCUAGUCGUAUCCCUGGGGUGACACCUGCUGCCGUCAUCAAUCUGCUUAGAUUUGUGAAGAACACUCAGCGAGGACAAGCAACGACGAGUGAAGUCCUGCAGACGGGUCGGCACUUGCGUGAUACAGACCAGCUUCAAGAGAGAUUAUAGCUCUCUGUUCACGGGUGACUUUUUCAAAAGCUAAUUUAAUCAACCCUGGAGUAUAAUUAGGCGAUCAGAACUAUUUCAAACUUGUUAAAACAGCCUUGUCAUUAUUUUAUGAAGAGGACAUAGAUUAUCAUUGUUUGGGUGUUUUGUUAUUUUUAAAUAUCUGAAAAUACAAUUGUUCUCUUUAUUUGUACUGUUGCUUACAAGAGCUCUAAUGCACUAAGCCCACUUUUAUAACCUUGUGUAAUGUUCAUAUAAGAGUGGCAUUAAUAUAUGUAAAACUGAAGCUGUAGUUAAAAAAAUCUAGCCUUAAAAAUUUGCCUACUCCUAAGGGCUUUGUCUAUUAAAUACUCCGAAGUAAAAAUCUUUUCUUAGAAGCUGUUGCGGAAGUUAGUAAUCUUUGCUUAUUUAGGCUACAUAAAAAAGGCAUUAGGAAAAAUUCAUUAACCGGUCACCAAAUCUUGAGGGCUAAAAAUUUGAGACUAUACAAAAUCAUCUGGAAUUGCUCAGCUAAUUUCCAAAAUUGAAAUGUAGCACGGAGAGUGAAAGUUGACUCUGCAGAUGUCUACUUCUACAGGCAAUCCUCACCUUUGAACAGUAAGAAAAGCCCUAUCAUAUAGGACUAUUGGAAAUUCCUGUUGUUUUUUGUCAUUAAAACAUGAUGUGGAAAGUUGGUAACCUGGUUAUGGGAAAAUAAAGUAAAGGUCAUUUGUAUCAUACAAUAACGAUACUUUCUUAUGGAACUAUCAUGGCCAUAAUGGCUUAACAUUGAAGACAAAUAGGUACCUCCACAGUAACUGAUGACUAGUGUGUUUCCUUGUUUUUAAGUCAAGAAAUUUAUAGAAAACCCGGGAUAUUGCUGGCACUCCUGUUCUUUGAUGUGUUAAUGGUGUGAUCACAGGGGCUAAGGUGGAAUGAUCAUCCAGGCCCUUUGACUGGCUUCUCAGACAUCUCAGCCUUUUCAAUAGGCAAGAGUGAAUGCAAUCCAGUGAGCCAGAAAGCCAUGCUUGUCCCUGGAAAUGUCAAUCCGGAUCUUCUGUGCCGGCCUUCAAGACAGCUUCCAGUCUAAGCACGUGUACUCAGGACUCCACCCCGCACAGCCCCUCCACCAAACUUAGAAGCAAGAACAGCAAUAGUUCAUGUCACAUACUUUGGACACAAUGUCAGAGAAGACUAGUCCGUAGGAAAAGACAUUGUAUUUGGUGGAGGGGCAGUGAGACAGAGGAAGCCUCCGGUCAGGUGGGUUGACAGUGGCUGCCACAAUGGGCUCAAACAAAGAGGAACUGUGAAGAUGGCACAGAACCGGCGAAGGUUCAUUCUGUCGGACAGAAGGACAUGAUGGGCCCUAACUACAAAAUGAUCACACAGCUCAUGCAUUUGAGCCGAUGAUUUUUGUGAUAUGUGAAUUAUAUGCUAAUAAUGCAGUGUAAAUGUCUUUUAAAAUAAUUAAAAUAAAGUGAGGGACUGUGGGUCAAGGCUAGAUUAGGCCCACCAUUUGUUUCUUGCACCUUACAUCUGUGUGCUUCUAACUCAGGCCUCAGAAGGUGUUGCUGAUCUAGUCUAGAUGCACCCAUUGAAGAAACCAAAGCCCCCAGGAGGUGACUAACCUCUUUGGUUAUAUUCAUAGAAGCAUAUCCUAGAUUAUUCUAAGAAACUACCCUCACCAGGCGGCUUUGAGAAUCACUUCUUGGGUGGCUCCAGACCACAUUGGAACACACACUCAAAUUUCUUAUGUUGACUACCCUUGUGUUUAGUACAACACCAACUGGGGUAUUCCCUUCACCAUGUGACUUUACUGAAAACCUAACUAAGUGGGCAGUGUAUGUUUAUUCUUUUGACAUCAGCCGUCUGGCAUUUAAUCUCUAGAAAACACACUUGCAGGAUCACACCACAGUCAUGUGCUUCUGCUACCAGUUCCUCUUAGAAUAAGCAAAAUUGCCUACUUUUGACUUGUCUAUUUAUACAUGUAUUCUAGCUUAAACAAGCAAUAGCCCACUCUUUAGAUGGAUUAAAGGCAGUAUUCAGACCUUAUAUCUUGUGUUGAUCUGAGUCAGCUGUAAACAAAAAGCUUGACCAAGAAAAUAAAAAAUUCAAAUUCCCUGACCUUGGGGAAACCAGAAUGGUGGUGGUGAAGUGCCCUAGAGUCAUUUCUAGCUAUAGUGGCCCUAUGUGCAGCAGAGCAAAACACUGCCCCAUCUUGCACUGUCCCCACAAUGGCUCCAGAUUUGAUCCCAUUCAGGUGGGCUAUUUGAAAUCUUAGUACAAAGAUUUUACUCUCAUACUGAUCUUACUGACUCUCAGUGGCAGAGUAAGUUAUUUUUGUAUGCUCAAAAGAGAAAGUAAAUUUCAUCUUGCUUUCACUAUUAAAAUUUCAAGAAAGCCUGUGAUUUUAAAAAAGCCUGUGAUUAAAAUGGUGAUAUGUGACCUACAGUAUUCUUAGGAAAAUUUGCAGUGGGUUGAAGCUUCAUGAUCAAAGAAGUCUCUCACGCAGUACCCAAGGUCUCUGGCUAGGGUAUUGCAGUAAUGUAAGAUAAUAAAAAUUAGGGGAAACAAA